Messenger RNA from Anolis sagrei ordinatus, 3393 nucleotides. NCBI's taxonomy places the organism in Eukaryota, Metazoa, Chordata, Lepidosauria, Squamata, Anolidae. The record is from RefSeq and is a predicted model, not a curated record.
CCGCAGUGCGCCCUCGCCGCCGCCGCCAUGACACUUGAGGCACAGUAGGCGAGAGCGCAGAGGGGGAGCGAUGCCCAAAGCUUGCUCGGCCAUUAACUGCCCCAACCGGGACACCCGGGAGAACCGGGCCAAAGGCCUCUCUUUCCACAGCUUCCCCAAGGCUCAUGAACUGAGGAAGAAGUGGAUGCUUGCUGUGAACCGCAUUGAACCCGGCUCCAGGAAGCUGUGGAUCCCCGGUUCUGGCGCUUGCCUUUGCUCAGAGCACUUCAACCAAGAGGAGUUUGAGGUCUAUGGAGGUCAGAAGAGGCUGAAGGCCGGCGUGAUCCCCUCUGUGUUCUCCUUCAAGGUAUCCCAGCUAAAGGAAGAGACUGAACUCACUGACGGGCAACAUCCAUCAAAGUCCCUUAAAGCCAUGGGCAUCCAUUGUCCAGCAGCCAGUGUUAGGGAGGCGGCUUCAUCAGCUGACACAUCUCCAGUACAAUCCAAAGUGGUGGAACUCAUCCAAGCUGAACAUCAGUACAGUCUGAAUGAACUGAUGGAUGGAAGAACAACAUCUUUUGGCUUCUCUGGCCCAAAGCUGGGGAGUGAAAGGGGGAAAGAUGCAGCCCAGCGCCGCCUCUCCUACUACCAGCAGGAGCUAUGGAACGUGUUGGGGAGCCUGCGGGAGCAGCAUCUCCUCCAGGAGGAGGCCGAGCACAUGCUGAAAUCUCAGUUCAGCGAUCUGCAACUCAGCUUGCAAUAUGAGGAAGCACGGUGUGAAAGCUACCCAACUGUCACCCGCAACUUUGCAGUCUCCCUGCACUUGUUCUCAGCCAAGGCCUAUGAAUUCAUGAAGAAGACUUUUCAACUUCCAGAGACUGCAACUUUGCACACGUGGCUCUCAAACUCAGAUUGCAAACCGGGAUUCAGUGAACAAGCCUUCAAUGCUUUGGCUGAGAGGUCUCAACCAGCACAACAAACCUGCAAGAAGUGCUCUCUCCUUAUUGGCACAAUGCCUCUGGAAAAGAGAAUCUAUUAUGACCCAUCUACCAGGCGUCUCCAAGGCCUGGUGGACUUUGGUGCUGGGAGUUAUGAUGCUGAUGAGAUUUUGGCAGCAGGAGAAGCACUCCUGUUUGUGGCUGUUGGAUUUCAACAUCAGUGGGUUGUGCCUCUGGGCUACUUCCUCCUUGCUACUCCUAGAGGUGACAUACAGGCCCAGCUCCUCCGGCACUGUAUCCUCAAACUGCAUAAUGUUGGCCUGCAGGUAAUCUCAGUAACAUCUGAUGCCACAGCUCCUAAUAUUGACACUGCCAGGCGAUUGGGAGUAGUGGUAGAUGGUCUCACUGUCAAGUCUACAUUUUUCCAUCCAGCCACCCCUACGCUGGAAAUCGCAUACUAUUUUGACUCUAGUCAUCUCUUGUCACUAAUCCAUAACUUUCUGCAGACGAAUGGCAGCCUUCAAGUGAGCAGCAAGGCGGUCUGCUGGGACUACCUUUUACGUCUGGGGGCUUUGCAGGAAACAGAAUUGCUCCAGGCAGCAUGUUAUGCUGGAGGGAUCAGGCUGCAGGAUCAACAAGUUUGGGUAAAUGGCACCACACAGGUUUUUAGCGAGGGAACUGUUCAGGCAUUGGAUUUUGCUGCCAAAUUAGGCCUGCCCCAGUUUCAAGGUCAUGAGGCAACCACUCAAUUCAUUGGACUUCUGAGUAAUGUUUUUGAUAUAUGCAACAGCUGGAGUGCCUUUGGGAAAGGCUCCAAAGCACCACUAUCCUCUGCCAGUGUGGACAUUCUCAGUAAUCUUUGCAAUGAGUAUGAGAACCUGCUUCGCAAACUGCGCACUGCCUCAGGGGAGUUCCUGGAGUUGAGUAAGCAUCGAUGGGGCUUCCUAGGCUUCCUGGUGAAUCUGCGCAGCUUGCAGUGGCUGGUGCAGGCCCAUUUAUUGGUAGAAGAAAGCCCCAUGACUUAUCUGCUUCCUUGCUGGUGGAGCUUGGAUGCUCUGGAAUGGUGCAGAGGAGCCAUACGGAAAGAGUGUGGGACCAAGAACAUUGCCACAGCAGGGAAUUUCAAGGAUGCAUAUAAGCUGGUCUUAAAUAAAGCUGUUUCUGGUCUGGGUCUCGACACACCAAACCUGCUCGACAUAUCCUUAUGCAGACGGGCUAGCCUCCAGUUACAGGCCUCUUGGCCUCUAGGACAGGGACAAAUCUGGCAGUUGCAAUGGGGGUCUGGGUUUCCCCAAAAAAUGAAUAAUGUAAGUGUAGACCCAGCUUUUCUGGCUGAGUUAAAGGAAGACACAGUCACCUAUAUUUCUUGUGCCAUUUUGGGGAAGCUGCUGCCACUCCUGUCCUGCGCCAAAUGCCGCGCUGCCCUUUUGCGCCCUUGUGGAGGAGUGCCUACAGACUCUGCCCUGAUGUUUGUGGAGAGCAAGGGUGGAAAAUAUCUCCCAGCAAAGUCUGUGCAAAGAGUGAUCUGCAGAGCAAAGCAAAUUGUUAGCCUUUCUUCCUUGUUUCUCAAAAACUCCUGGCGUCAUGGGCACUUAGCACAGGAGUUGGCCAUUUUGGCAGAAGUGAGCGAGGAACCUGAUCUUUUCCCAUCCCUGGUGGAUCAUGUCUUUGAGAGCAACACUUUGGUUUCCAACCAUUAUGUCACUUUGUUACAGGCUCUUGUGAGAACCUUCUUGGAGCUUUGGUUUAGGUUAGUGCAAGGACCACAAUGCAUGCCAGUGGCUCAAGAAUGUCACUCCACGAAGGAGGCGGACCGUAAGCAAAGCAUGAGGGGCCCCAGGAAACCCUUGGGACACCCUUGGAAGUGGCCCCAGGAAAUUCUUGGACUCAAGGAAUGGUACCGAGCUCUCUGAAGAUGGACAAGAGUUCACUUCCAAAUACCAGUAUGUGACCUAGUGAGUGAAAAGGAAGCUCAUAGGAUACAAGCUCAUAGAAAAUGGUGAGACGGUGUUAUUGGGAAUGCAAAAAUAGAGGCAAGGAGAAUCGAUAUACAGAAGGGCCUUUCUAGAGGCAACUUUUCAAGUAAAAUUGUUGCAUGGUGUGGGCAACGGCGCUCACACAUGUGGCCAAGUGAGAUAAGGGCUUUGCUGGUCAUAAUUGCAGGGUUUACAGUGGGGAUAAAGGGCAAAGUUCAGCCUUUCUGAUACUGUGGGAUUGCAACCUAACCAGAAUAGUAAAAUGGUGAGGAAUUCUGAGAAAAAAAAUGUCUAAAAACAUCUAAACUCUAACCUGUCACCACCAGGACUUGGAAACAUUCUAGAUAUACAAAGAAUGGAUAAAUAUUGUAGGGCCAAUACUGCUGUUAACAAUGUCAAUUGUAAUUAUUAGAUUACGUGACAUCACAGUGAAGAAACCUGAAGGAAGAAUAGAUUGUAUUUACACUUUCAAUAUUCUGAUAGUUGCAAAAUGAAGGAAA